AUGAACAAUAUUUUGCACGAACUGGUGCCUCGUGGCGAUGACCACGGUCAUUCUCGUGGUCAGCGAGCGUUGGUGGUGACUGCAGUUCUCACUUCGCUGGCUGGAUUGGUUGUUGCUAUGCGAGUAUAUGCCCGAGUUGGGUUAAUGAAGAGUACUGGUCGAGAAGACUGGGCCAUUCUAAUUGCAAUGGUGUUCUCAGUCGUCUAUUGCGGACUUGUUGGUGCUCAACUUCGCUAUGGAAUGGGAAUCCAUGACGAUUACCUUCCCUCACACGUUCUUCAACAACAACUCAAGUGUCUGUGGGCCGCCAUCCCAAUGUACAACGCCAGUCUAGCAUUUACCAAAUUCUCCAUCCUCUUCCAAUAUCUCCGCAUUUUCCCCGCUCGCUGGUUUCGCAAUGCCUGCUACAUCGUCAUGGCAAUCGUCGCUACAUAUUCCGCCUGGGCCAUUGUCAGCGGCUACGUGAACUGUGUCCCCGUCGCUCGAUUCUGGGACCGCACAAUACCAGGAAGCUGUCUCAACUUCUCAGCCCUCUGGUUCUUCAAUGCAGCCAUGAACAUCGCUACAGACGUGACUCUUCUCGCCCUUCCAAUGCCGCUGCUAUCCCAUUUACAGCUUCCGCGCACGCAGAAGAUCGCACUGAUGGGCGUUUUUGCCAUGGGUAUCUUUGUGGUCAUCACAAGUAUUCUUCGCCUUUCCGGACUGCGAACCGUUGCCAGCAGCACAGAUACAUCAUACGCUAAUGUCGACGCCUCAUACUGGACUGCAGCGGAGUGCAACGUUGCCAUUAUCUGUGCUAGUCUUCCUUUCCUUCGCCCGAUUAUCAGCCAGGUAUUCCCUAAGCUGUUGUCGACAAACAGCUACAACAACCGUUAUACAAGCAAUCAGCAAACUGGAACGAAUCGAUUCGCUAGUCGCCGCUCGGCACGACAGCCUAGUCAAUUGUUCAGUCAGACCGAUGACAGGGACUAUGAUGUAUACUCUAUCAAUGUUAAGCCUGGAGAUAGGUCAAGUCCCAGUUCGUUUGGUGGUAUUGAGGUUACCACUGAGAUGACGGUGAUGCAAGAAAGUGCUAAGCAUGGUGAGAGUGUUAGUGAAAGGAGAUUAGUGAUGGAUUCAUCAUGA
Molecule: messenger RNA, 1125 nt
Organism: Penicillium angulare
Lineage: Eukaryota; Fungi; Ascomycota; Eurotiomycetes; Eurotiales; Aspergillaceae
Product: PTH11-like integral membrane protein
Exons: 5
Coding region: 1-1125 (374 amino acids)
Source: RefSeq, a predicted model, not a curated record